CUGCUUUGAAGGCCUCCUGCAGGCGGUGCUCCAUCUCUAUGGGACCGAGGGCGGCGGAGGCGGCUGUGCGGGCAGGGCCGGAGGGGGCUUGCGAUGCCCCUGGGCGAGUACGCCUUCCUCAGGGCCGCCGGGAAGGGCAGCUACGGCGAAGUCAGCCUCGUCAGGCACCGCAGGGACCACAAGCAGUAUGUUAUCAAAAAGCUGAAUCUUAAACAUGCAUCAAGGCGUGAGAGAAAAGCAGCAGAACAAGAGGCCCAGUUGCUAUCUCAGCUGAAGCAUCCUAAUAUAGUCACUUACAGAGAGUCCUGGGAAGGUGAAGAUGGUUUCUUGUACAUUGUCAUGGGCUUCUGUGAAGGAGGAGACCUGUAUCACAAGCUGAAAGAACAAAAGGGACAACUUUUGCCAGAAAGUCAAGUGGUGGAGUGGUUUGUUCAGAUUGCUAUGGCAUUGCAGUAUUUGCAUGAAAAGCAUAUUCUGCACAGAGAUCUCAAAACCCAGAAUGUUUUCCUGACACGUUCAAAUAUUAUCAAAGUGGGCGAUCUGGGAAUAGCUAGAGUACUGGAAAAUCAGUAUGACAUGGCUAGUACUCUAAUUGGCACUCCUUACUAUAUGAGCCCCGAGUUGUUCUCUAACAAGCCUUACAAUUACAAGUCUGAUGUUUGGGCCUUGGGCUGCUGUGCCUAUGAACUGGUCACGUUGAAGCAUGCUUUCAAUGCUAAAGACAUGAAUUCCUUAGUUUAUCGAAUUAUUGAAGGGAAGCUUCCCCCAAUGCCGAAAGAUUACAGCAUUCAGUUGAAAGAACUCAUAAGAACGAUGCUUAGUAAAAAGCCAGAAGAGAGACCCAGUGUGAGAAGCAUAUUGAGGCAACCAUACAUUAAGCAUCAGAUUUCUCUGUUUUUGGAAGUUACAAAGGCGAAAACAUCAAAAAAUAAUAAGAAAACAUCUCAACAGAAUCCCCAGAGUUCGGCAGUGAAAGGUGAAUUGCCAACUGGAAAUAAAAUAGCCAAGAAGCUUCCCAGUGAUCCUUCCAGAAAAUCUAAAGAGAAUGAAGAGAAACGUGUAAUCAAUAAUAAAACCUUUGAAGUUUUUUCUUCAGAAAAACUGGCUCCUGAAUCUGAAAAAAAUGGAAGCAAGAAUGGUUUGGACAAUACAAAUGUAUCUAUGGCAACCAUGAGCAAAGUGGACAUAAUUAUAAUUCCAGUGGAAAAGAAGAACUAUAAAAGCGAACAUUCAGUGGAGGAUAAAGAAUCCAGCCAUUCAAAUUCUUCUGCUAAACCAGAGUGUGAAACUGCAAAAACUGAUCCACUCUCAAAGGAAGAACGGUUGCAGAAGGACAGAAAGCCAUGUCUUACAGUGGAAAAAGUAGACAAUAAAGAAAUGGUGGAUGUUGCCACAAACGAGGAUGUGAAAUUUCCGUACCCUGUUUCCGAAGCCCAAAACAAUGAAGGGCCCUGUGAAAAUCCAGACAAAGCUCAAGAUAUAAUUCAGAAGGAAAGCACUCCUUGUUUUCAACCUCAAGGAUCAAUUCAUGAACCUUCCCUGUCUCGGCAGCAAUGGCAGAAAAAAAGAGAGCAGUUUGAGGCCUGUUCAGUUAAUAAUCCUCGAAGGCUGCAAUCUCCUCCUAGGGUGAAUGCAAAGACAAGAGAAGACCACACAGACAAGCAGAGUGCUCCAGUUGCAAGGCCUAUAAGUAGAUCUAAAAGCAUUGAUGGAGCAGUUGCUAAGGAGCGUCCAUUAUCCGCACGGGAGAGGAGGAGGCUAAAGCAAUCCCAAGAAGACAAACUUCCUUCAGGUCUUCCUAUCAGACAAGAAUCUCACAGUAUAUCAAUAGAAACAAAAUAUUCACAGGAAGAUUGUCAUGAUCAAAUGGCUCAGCUUCCUUUAGAAUCCAAGGUAUACAAAACGGUGUGUUUGAAACAUAUGAAGAAAAAGACCUUGUCUAAAUGCUCUACUGAGGAUGAAUUAAACUCUUCUACCAGCUCUACAGAGAGAUCUGAUGGAGAUUGUAAAGAAGGAAAAACAAAUGAGAUGAAUGACUUAGUACAACUGAUGACACAAACACUGAAAAUGGCUAAUAAAGAAAAUGGUUCACAAUCAAUACCGGAAUCACAAUUUAGGGUUAAUAGAAAGUACCGGGACACCUUGAUUUUACAUGGAAAAGCAUCAGAAGAACCAGAUGAUUUUCCAUUUCAGGAACUUCCUUCAGAUGUUCUGUCUGGACCUGAAAAAAUUAGGAGACUGGUUGAAAUUCUGAGAGCAGAUGUAGUUCAAGGACUUGGAGUGACAUUGCUAGAGAAGGUGUUUGAUGUCCUGGAGGAAGAUGAUGAACAUAAGAGAGAGCUAAAUCUGCGGGAGAUCAUGGGAAACAAGUACCCUUCUUACAGCAUGAAGGCCCGUCAUUUAAAGUUCUUGGAAGAAAAUGUGAAGCUUUAACAAAUACCUCAUUAGAUUCACUCCUUGAAGGAAAGAAGAAAACUUUUUUCCUUUUUUGUAGCUGACUUGACUGUUUAUAGACAUUAAUGUGUGGGAUAGUUUUUGCUGUACAGUUUUUUUUAAAAAAAUGUAGAUGUUAUUUUGUUUAUAAAUGACAAUGUAUAUGUUAAAAUUAUAUUUGGGUUUUUAAAUACAAGUUAUAGAUAGCAUUUCUGUAAUUGUUUCAUUUUCUUCAUCUUACAUUUUCUUUAAAUCUCAAACCUUUAUUAAGGUUGCAGUCCUGCACACACUCACAAACAACUUAUUACUACUACUGUCAUGAAAUUGAGUUUAACACAAAAACCUAACUCCUGGAGCUGCCAUCAUUUCUGUGCAUUAUUCUAAUGAUUUUUUUUAAAAGAUAGGCCUAUUCUGGUUUUCAUGUUUAAUAAAGAAUGCCUUUUUAAGUAAUACUUUAAAAAUUGUGAUAGGAAGGCAGUACACCUAGUGUAUACAGCAUAAUAAGUGCUAUUAAUACUCUGCAGCUUUUUAUAGGCUUUAUUGAGGCUGUAAUAAGAUAUACUUUAAUUUCUUGUAGGAAUACACAAGAUCUUCAGCUGCUUAUAACCAUAGUAGAGUUAAAUUGUUGUAGACUUUUUAACGAUAUUGCUUGAUUUUUCCUGUUUGCGUGAGAUUUUCAGAGGAAAUACUUUGUCCUUUAUAGCCAAUACAGCAAAACUGUUCAUGUGUAUUACAUUCUCAUUCUUAAACGGACAAGGUCCAGAAUUUAAUCCCUCAGAUAGCAAUGGUACUCUUGCUAGGUUUACAUUUUGUAACUUGUUCUGUACAGAUCCAAUUUCUGAAUACUGUUAGAAAACCAAAUAAAAAGCCAAAUAAAACCAAACCAUAGAAAACCAAAUAAAAGAACAGAAGCAAUGCAGUUUAGAUCAAAUUUAAUGGCAGAAAAUGAUACAUGAUAGGCCAGUUUUCAGUUUUUAGGGUGUCUUUUUACUUUUCUGUCUGCUGGCUUCUUCUCAUCUGUUGCCACUUCCUGAACAGGGAGCCACUUCAGAGGAUUGCGACGGUAAAUGGGCCACGGAGGGAGUGUGAGCUGUAAAAGAUUUCCAAGACAAUUCAGAAUUGUUCCAUGAUAAGAGUUUUGUAAAGAAUACAGUUUUGGCAGAACAUCAACAUUAACAAUUCAUGCAAACCAAUUAAAACUAGACAGAGUUUUCAGUGUUUAUACUACAAUUAUUGCAAAUAUGUACAGAGUAAGAUAAUGACAAGUAGAGAACUCUAAAAGAAGACGAAGAUAGAAUAUAAAGGCAGAAGAUAGAGGUUCAAAUACGAAUGGUGACACUUUGGCAAUGUGCCUUUCUAUUAUCCUCUUUUUGUAGGAUGUGUUGUCUGCACAGAACUCAUUGUUUGGUGGAACACAGAAGCUGAAAUAAUUAAAGAGUCAAAUGUUAAAAUGGUCUAGAAAUGUGGGUAGAUCAAUUAAUUUAGACGAAUGGGAAAAUAUUUGGAACAUAAAAAUCAAGUAUUGUUACUCUACAGAUUUAAAGGAAAACUGGAUAAAGUUAAUUCAUAGAUGGUAUUUAACCCCUAAAAAGCUCAGCCUCAUGUAUAAGACCAAAAAUAAUAAAUGUUGGCGGUGUAAUGACCAGGUAGGAUCAUAUUUCCACAUGUGGUGGAAUUGUAAAGAAAUCAAAAAUUAUUAGAAAUUAAUCCACAUGGAAUGUAAAAAAAAUAAUAAAAUUUGAAUUUGACUGCAAA
Messenger RNA from Anolis carolinensis (green anole), 4188 nucleotides. It is a transcript of the gene nek4, whose product is annotated as NIMA related kinase 4. The transcript has 15 exons. Lineage: Eukaryota; Metazoa; Chordata; Lepidosauria; Squamata; Anolidae. Gene Ontology annotation, molecular function: ATP binding; protein kinase activity. Gene Ontology annotation, biological process: protein phosphorylation. The record is from RefSeq and is a predicted model, not a curated record. The coding region runs from base 94 to 2433 and encodes 779 amino acids.